Messenger RNA from Amoebophrya sp. A120, 1181 nucleotides. Lineage: Eukaryota; Dinophyceae; Syndiniales; Amoebophryaceae. The record is from the annotation of a GenBank genome assembly.
ACUGGCGGGGAUAACAAGGACGUGUGGCAGAAUGCGAUCCGUGGGCACAAAACGUUUCACGAGUGUUGGGCUGCCUGUUUAGACGAAAAAGACUGUAUGGCCUUCGUGUAUAAGAUAUCAAAUGUAAAAAUGUCUGGGUCUGGAAGAUUCUGACAUUUGUCAUGCACGUUUUGCAUGAGCCAUGAUGUCUGUGAUGCAUACCCUAGCAAUACAGAUUUUUUGAGGGCUUCUUGAUGCCUAUUCCGCAUGACAAAUGCCUCCUCAGCGUAGCAAAAGUUGCAUUCUGUUUGCUACUCAUGCAAUACAGAUUUUUUUGGAAUCCAAAUACAGCAUCACAAGUUACAUUCUUCCAGACCCAGACAUUUUUACAUUUGAUAUAAGAAAAAGCUCACCGUCGACUCCGCGGAAGACAACUGCUUGCUAAAGUCGCGCCUGCGACUCGAGACCGCGACGUACACCAAUGACGAAUCCGCUUGCUGCGACUCUGUGCUGAUGCCCCCCAACUGCAAGGAAAAGGUGAAAGCGGUGAAAGAUGUUGACCAGUCGGAUGGAGGUCGUGCCUAUCAAAUGCAAGAAUGUCUGGGUCUGGAAGAUUGCGAGAUUUGUGAUGCAUAUUUCGGAUCACGCAAAUGGCGUCUGAUGCAGGCAAAAGCAUGACAGGUUUUGAGCACGCCUCAUGAUGCCUGUCCCGCAUGAGAAACUUCCUACCUGCGUACCAAGAAAUGGACAGCUUUUGGCGCUCAUGCAACACAAAUUUCUGUGUGUUGCAGAGUUUGCAUGACAAGUUCCAACUCUUCCAGACCCAGACAUUUUUGCAUUUGAUAGUGCCCCCGCCCAGCCGACGUGUUUUCUUCUCGACGACGCUGACCGUGUAUGAAAGUGCACAACUCCCCUCCCCCUCAUUUGUCAUGCAAAACACCAAAUCCACGUCCUGCCUUUGGGCAUUAUCUGCAUGCCAAAUUUGGGAACCUCAAACAGCACUACGACCUGUAUGCAGAUUUGUCAUGCGGAAGUCACAUGUCUGCGGUUACUUGUGUUGCUGUUCAUGCAAUACAAAUGAGGGGGAGGGGGAGUUGUGCGCCCUUAUACCGUAAAUUUGCCGUGGAACAGAAUGAUCCCAGCGCUGAUACCUUCGCCGUGGAGAUGACCGCCGCCUGUCGGCAGUCAAAACAGACCAAGUG